Molecule: messenger RNA, 394 nt
Organism: Leptopilina heterotoma
Lineage: Eukaryota; Metazoa; Arthropoda; Insecta; Hymenoptera; Figitidae
Product: histone H4-like
Exons: 1
Coding region: 26-337 (103 amino acids)
Biological process (GO): nucleosome assembly
Cellular component (GO): nucleosome
Molecular function (GO): protein heterodimerization activity; DNA binding; structural constituent of chromatin
Source: RefSeq, a predicted model, not a curated record
ACCUGUUUCGUUACUAGAAAAAAAAAUGACCGGCCGUGGAAAAGGAGGAAAAGGAUUGGGUAAAGGAGGAGCUAAACGUCAUCGCAAAGUUCUUCGUGAUAACAUCCAGGGUAUCACAAAGCCCGCAAUUCGUCGUCUGGCUCGUCGUGGCGGAGUUAAACGUAUCUCAGGCUUGAUUUACGAAGAAACACGUGGUGUAUUGAAAGUAUUUUUGGAAAACGUUAUCCGUGAUGCCGUCACUUAUACUGAACACGCAAAAAGGAAAACUGUCACUUCAAUGGACGUUGUUUACGCUUUGAAACGCCAGGGACGUACUCUCUACGGAUUCGGUGGUUAAAUAUUCCUCCUUAACUGCAAAAAAAAAAACAUCAAUCGGCCCUUUUCAGGGCCAACA